AUGGCAAAAACUGAAGAUACUUUUGAUCUCGUUGACGACGAUGACAAUUACGUUCCUUAUGUACCGAUCAAACAAAGACGUGAAGCCAAAUUUCAGAAGCUUGUAAAUCAAAGACGCCUUCCCGAGCAGCAAAAUAUCGUUGAAGCAGAUGAAGAGGUUGAAGACUCUCAUAAAGCUGGCCCUAAAGCCAACGUGAGCUUGAUUGAUCAAGCAGUAGAAGUCAAAAAGCAAAAAAUGUUGGAAGACGCCGUAAAGACUGAGGCAGAAAAGAAACUCGAAGAGGAAAAGGCUAUAAUGGAAGCCGUUGCUCAGAAAAAGCUUUUGGCAUCUGAUCGAGAACUCGCAAAAGGCAUUAUUUACACAGAUUCUAUGAGGACUACGUGGAGACCACCUCUUCAUAUCCUUGAAGCUCCUAAAAAAGAACAUGAAGCCAUAAGACAGAGAUAUCAUAUUCUUGUUGAUGGUGAAGAUAUCCCGCCACCAAUAAAACAUUUUAGGGACAUGAAAUUCCCGCCAGCAAUAUUGAAAUACUUAAAAUCUAAAGGUAUCAACCGACCUACGCCAAUUCAGAUUAACGAUAAAGUAUGUAUUUUUAGAUUGUCUGGCCGAGACAUGAUCGGAAUUGCAUUUACAGGGUCUGGAAAAACCUUGGCUUUUUCUUUACCAUUGGUCAUGUUUGCUUUGGAAGAAGAUGUAAAACUUCCAUUAAUUAGAGGAGAAGGUCCUAUAGGAAUGAUCGUGUGCCCUUCGCGUGAAUUGGCACGACAAACAUAUGAAAGUAUUUGCUCAAUGAACGAGUUCUUAAUUAUGGAUGGCUAUCCAAAGUUACGAAUUCUUUUAUGUAUUGGCGGUAUAUCGAUGGCAGAUCAGUGGAAUACAUUAUCAGAAGGGAUUCACAUUGUAGUUGCAACUCCUGGUAGAUUAAUGGACAUGUUAGAAAAAAGGAAAUUUAAUUUAGAUUUAUGCAAAUUCCUGUGUUUAGAUGAGGCAGAUCGUAUGAUUGAUAUGGGAUUUGAAGAUGAUGUUAGAAAUAUAAUGUCAUAUUUCACUAAUCAACGCCAAACUUUGCUGUAUUCAGCUACUAUGCCCAAAAAAAUUCAAGACUUUGCAAGGUCCGCAUUAGUUAAACCAGUGAUUGUAAACGUUGGUCGUGCCGGUGCUGCCAAUUUGGAUGUCAUCCAAGAAGUAGAAUAUGUAAAACAAGAAUCCAAGAUCGUAUAUUUAUUAGAAUGUUUACAAAAAACUCCACCUCCCGUAUUAAUAUUUGCGGAGAAUAAAAAUGAUGUAGAUGAUAUUCAUGAGUACCUUCUCGUUAAGGGAGUUGAAGCUGUUGCGAUCCAUGGGGGGAAAAGUCAAGAUGAACGUGAAUUCGCAAUCCGGUCAUUCAAAGAAUACAAGAAGGAUGUUCUAGUUGCCUCUGAUGUAGCUUCCAAAGGGUUAGAUUUUCCAGAUAUUCAACAUGUCAUAAACUAUGAUAUGCCAAAAGAAAUUGAAAAUUAUGGCAAAAUUGGCCGUACUGGACGUUCUGGAAAAACUGGUGUAGCAACUACAUUUAUUAACAUGAAUUGUUCUGAACAAAUUUUACUCGAUUUGAAACAUUUGCUCAAGGAAGCAAAACAGCGCGUUCCUCCUGUAUUAGAAGCUUUAAGGGAUCCGUUGGAAGAAGAGUACAAAGAAUUGUCGGGAGGUUGUACGUUUUGUGGUGGUCUUGGUCAUCGUAUCUCUGAAUGCCCUAAAUUAGACGCUCAAAGACGACAACAAAUUGGAAUUAUCAGCCGUGGAGGAGGUGGAGAAAGAGGUGGAGAAUAUUAA
Cetraspora pellucida is the source of this 1812-nucleotide messenger RNA. Lineage: Eukaryota; Fungi; Glomeromycota; Glomeromycetes; Diversisporales; Gigasporaceae. The record is from the annotation of a GenBank genome assembly.